AUGGCUCCAGCUAAUUUACCCUCGAUAUUCAAUGCCACCUCUCAAGACAUUGAGAUGCUGCUCGCAGCUCAAUGCCACAUUGGCUCCAAAAAUUUACAAGUGCACAUGGAGCCUUACCUUUGGAAAACACGGCCAGACGGUGUGAACGUGAUCAAUUUGGGCAAGACCUGGGAGAAGAUCGUGCUCGCAGCCCGGAUCAUCGCAGCUGUCGACAACCCCGCAGAUAUUGCCGUGAUCAGCGCUCGUCCCUACGGCCAACGCGCCGUCCUCAAAUUCGCUGCUCAUACUGGUGCAGCUGCUAUCGCUGGAAGAUUCACACCUGGAAAUUUCACCAACUACAUCACCCGCUCCUUCAAAGAACCCCGCCUCAUCAUUGUCACAGACCCUCGCACCGACGCUCAAGCUAUCAAAGAGGCAUCAUAUGUGAACAUUCCUGUCGUCGCCCUUGCCGAUACCGACAGUCCCACCGAGUUCGUCGAUGUGGCUAUCCCGACCAACAACAAAGGGCGUCACGCCAUCGGUCUUGUCUGGUGGAUGCUUGCACGUGAAGUCUUGAGAUUGCGAGGCAGUCUUGCAGACCGUGAGACGGAAUGGGAUACGAUGGUGGAUCUGUACUUCUACCGCGACCCAGAAGCAGAAGAGAAUAAGGACGCGACCGGCGUUGAGGAAGGAAAAGUACCAGGUGCGGAUGAUGUGGGGACUCAAGCUAUCGACCAAGGCUUUGCCGGCAAUCAAGAGUGGGAGGUACAAGGCAGCGCACCAGCAGGUGCUUUCGCAGCCCCAUCGGGUACGGCUGGAGCUCAGGCUGGCGCCUCAUGGGAGGCCGACGGCACGGAUUGGGCUGCCGGAAAGCCGGCACAGACAGGAAACGAAGGGUGGAGUGCAGAGGCCAAGCCGACCGAAAACGUGCAGUGGUAA
This is a messenger RNA of Bacidia gigantensis, 918 nucleotides long. RefSeq names its product structural constituent of ribosome (gene RPS0). Gene Ontology annotation, molecular function: structural constituent of ribosome. The coding region runs from base 1 to 918 and encodes 305 amino acids. Gene Ontology annotation, cellular component: ribosome; 90S preribosome; cytosolic small ribosomal subunit. Lineage: Eukaryota; Fungi; Ascomycota; Lecanoromycetes; Lecanorales; Ramalinaceae. Gene Ontology annotation, biological process: ribosomal small subunit assembly; cytoplasmic translation. The record is from RefSeq and is a predicted model, not a curated record. The transcript has 2 exons.